Molecule: messenger RNA, 567 nt
Organism: Monoraphidium neglectum
Lineage: Eukaryota; Viridiplantae; Chlorophyta; Chlorophyceae; Sphaeropleales; Selenastraceae
Product: Carotene biosynthesis-related protein CBR
Exons: 4
Coding region: 1-567 (188 amino acids)
Source: RefSeq, a predicted model, not a curated record
AUGGCCGCCCUUAUCGCUCGCCCCCUCGCUCUGAAGGCCCUCAAGGCCAACCGUGCUCAGAAGUGCUCUGGCCGCCGCAUCGCUGUGUGCCGGGCCGAGAACAAGCCUCAGGAGACCAUCAACUACGGGGGCCAGAGCUACACCCCUGCUGAGUGGGAGGCUGCCAAGGCUUCCGGCAACCUGCCCACUGCGGAGCCUGUCCCGGUGGCUGCGGCAUCCACCCCGGCCCCUGUGGGUUUCAGCUCUCUGAUGGCAUUCUCCGGCCCUGCUCCUGAGCUCAUCAACGGCCGCCUGGCCAUGCUGGGUGUUGUCGCCGCCAUCGCCGCUGAGCUGGCAUCUGGCGAGAGCGUCCUCAAGCAGGUCUCCGACGAGCCUACCGGCAUUGUUUUUGCCUUCGGCAUCUUCAUUGCAGCCAGCUUUGCCCCCCUCCUCAGCAACGUCCUGCCAUCUGCUGAAUCGGUUGGGCCCUUCAACGCCAAGGCUGAGCUCAUCAACGGACGCGCGGCUAUGAUCGGCUUUGCUGCGCUCCUGGCCAUCGAGCUUGCCAAGGGUUCAGCUCUGUUCUAA